CUCUAUUAAUUUCUCCCUCUCCCAUUUCCUUCCCUUUUCUUUUGCCAUAAGCAAGAUUUCCUUUGCCCCCUCCUCCCUUAAUCAACGUGAAAAACAAGUAAUAAAGUUCAUCACAUUAGCUCCAUGAGUUGGCUCUAUUGACUUGGUGGCGGCUUUGUUUGUCUGCACAUCCGAAAUGGCGCGCGCUAAGAGUUCUUCUUCUUCCUCUAGAGAGAGCAUCAACCCCCAUUUUCCCCACUCGAGUUCUGAUCUCAGUACUGAUCUCCAGCUCGGACUCAGCAUCUCUGCCUCUAGGCCGCAAGUACAGCCGGAGCGGCUGCAGCAGGUGGUGGCGGAAGAGGAAAAUGAGUGCAAUAGUGCUACUUUCUUUGUUAAGGUUUACAUGGAAGGGAUUCCCAUUGGGAGAAAAUUGAAUAUUUUAGCUCAUGAUGGGUACCAUGACAUGAUCAGGACUCUGGAUCACAUGUUCAAUACCAACAUUCUCUGGGCUGAGGCAGAGGUGGAAGGAUUGCAGUAUGAGAGUUGUCAUGUAUUAACUUAUGAAGACAGGGAAGGGGAUUGGAUGAUGGUUGGGGAUGUUCCAUGGGAGAUGUUCCUGUCCACUGUAAGGAGACUGAAGAUCACUAAAUGCUGAUUUUUGUGACAUAUAUUUCUCACUUUCUUCUGCUUGUGGAGUGAACUUGAAAAUCAAAAUCAAUUAGUUAGGUAGACAUAUAGUUGAUAUGUAGGGAUUAGGAUUACUUUACAUAUGUAAAUUUUGCAUACCAUAUGAUCACACAAGCAUCAGUUUUGUCUUGUGGGUUUUGUUAGUCCUGAAUGAUUAUAUGAUGAUGGUGCUUCUCAUUCUACCAUGUAAGUAGCAUUUUGGUUAAUUUGGAAGGAUGAGUAUGCUUUAGAGAAACCUUAAUUAAAUUGCAAAAUUAAU
Messenger RNA from Rubroshorea leprosula, 925 nucleotides. Lineage: Eukaryota; Viridiplantae; Streptophyta; Magnoliopsida; Malvales; Dipterocarpaceae. The record is from the annotation of a GenBank genome assembly.